UUGUUCUGCUCUGUGGGAAAAUGGCCAGCUUAGUAAAAGCUGUUACGAUCUUGUCGGCUGUCCUGGCCGUGGGAGUUUCGUGUCCAAAUGGAAACAACCCAGAUGUUAUUGAUAAAGUUGUGAUUGGGGUGAGAGGGGUAAAUAACACUAAGGACUGCCUAUUAGAUGCUCCUUUGACUCGAGUGAUUUCAAAUUUGCAUAAUCAUUCUUUGGGAUGUCCUGAUCAUGAAUGGGGAUGUAUAGUUAACUACAAGUUUGGAAGCAGAGUCCCCAACGAUUAUUUGCUAGCACGUUCUGAAAUCUGUAAAAAGGUUAAGGAUCGCCAGGACAUUUACGUGAAUGUAAUUUACCCGCAAGCAGGAUGUGGAAAAACUGUUUCGUAUGUUGAGAUUAAUGCCGUACAGGGUCGGAAGAGUGGACAUGCUAAAAUAGUGGAAGGAGGCAUUGGUAAACGUUAUAUUAAAAUUGAAGUUCUGGCGGAACAGACAAAAUAUUUUAAACUUGAGGCAGCCAUUUAUGGCAAAUAAUCGUUGUGACUCGUAAUUGUAAGACAAGGUAUAAUAUCUGAAAAUGAAACAAAUUUCACAAACUGCAGCGGUCAUGUGAAUUUAUGAAAUGAAAUU
Hermetia illucens (black soldier fly) is the source of this 623-nucleotide messenger RNA. RefSeq lists its product as uncharacterized. Bases 21 to 527 code for a protein of 168 amino acids. The transcript has 2 exons. NCBI's taxonomy places the organism in Eukaryota, Metazoa, Arthropoda, Insecta, Diptera, Stratiomyidae. The record is from RefSeq and is a predicted model, not a curated record.